Molecule: messenger RNA, 2063 nt
Organism: Bufo bufo (common toad)
Lineage: Eukaryota; Metazoa; Chordata; Amphibia; Anura; Bufonidae
Product: gastrula zinc finger protein XlCGF57.1-like
Exons: 4
Coding region: 38-1708 (556 amino acids)
Biological process (GO): negative regulation of transcription by RNA polymerase II
Molecular function (GO): DNA-binding transcription repressor activity, RNA polymerase II-specific
Source: RefSeq, a predicted model, not a curated record
GUAUUUAGAAGAACAUAAGAAUCUGUACAAGGACGUCAUGAUGGAGAAUCACCAGUCGCUCACAUCACUGGAUGGAUCCAGUCAGAGAAAUCCACUAGAGAGAUGUCCCAAUUCUCUAUAUUCCCAGGACUGUCCAGAGGAAACGCAGAAUGUCCCACUGGAUCAUCAGGAAAGUUCUGAUGGAACGAGUGGAAUCGAAAAAACCCUUUCAGUGUCCGUGAAUGGUGAAGAGGAGAUGGAUGGCCCCCUUGAACAUCUCUUUUUAUCUCCCUUUCAUGAAGCAGACAAUAGCAAUACCACACAAGACAAUUCAAUAACUCCUAAUGUACCCUCAGUCCUUUACAGUGGAGAUCUAUUCACCGAUACUGCAGGUCACAAGAAACCUUCAGCUAAUCAACCACUGGUUGACAAACCAAGAACUGGACAAAGACAGGAGAAAAUGUUUUCAUUUAGAAAACCUCUGAAAAAGAAUUCUAAUCUUUCUUUGCAUGAGAGAAUUCAUGGAGAUGAAAAGUCAUUUUCAUGUCUGGGAUGUGGAAAAUGCUUUCAGUAUAAAGCUUCUCUUGAGAGACAUCAAAGAACUCACUCGGUAGAGAAGCCAUUUUCAUGUGAUCAAUGUGGGAAGUAUUUUGGUCAAAAAUCAAAUCUUACUGAGCAUCUAAGAAUUCACACAGGAGAGAAGCCAUAUUCAUGUUCGGAAUGUGGAAAAUGUUUUGCCCAGAAAUCAGCUUUUGUUCAUCAUCUGGGAAAUCACACAGGGGAGAAUCCAUUUUCAUGUCUUGAAUGUGGGAAAUGUUUUAGCAAGAAAUCAGUUCUUGUAAAACAUCAGAAAUCUCACAGCGGGGUGAAGCCAUUUUCAUGUCCCGAAUGUGGGACAUGUUUUAGUCAAAAAUCAAACCUUGUGGAACAUAUAAGACUUCACACAGGAGAGAAGCCAUUUUCAUGUUCAGAAUGUGGGAAAUGCUUUAGUAAGAAAUCAAGCCUUAUGGAACAUUUAAGAAGCCACACAGGGGAAAAGCCAUUUUCAUGUUCUGAAUGUGAAAAGUGUUUUAGCCAGAAAUCAAAUCUUGUGAAGCAUCUAAGGGUUCACACAGGAGAGAAGCCAUUUUCGUGCUCAGAAUGUGGAAAAUGUUUUAGACAAAAAUCUGCCCUUGAAAAACAUCAGAAAACUCACUCAGGGGCAGAACCGUUUCUAUGUCCUCAAUGUGGGGAGGAAUUUAGUCAGAAAUCAAGUCUUGUGGAACAUCUAAGAAGUCACAGAGAGGAGUUGCCGUUAUCAUGUUCAGAAUGUGGGAAAAAUUUUAGCAGGUAUUCAAAUCUUAUGGUGCAUCUAAGAACUCAUACAGGAGAGAAGCCAUUUUCAUGUUCAGAAUGUGGGAAAUGUUUCAGCCACAAAUCAAGUCUUAUAAAGCAUCUAAGAACUCACACAGACAGAAAGCCAAGUACAUGUCCAGAAUGUGGGAAAUGUUUCACCCGCAAGUCAAGUUUUAUUCACCAUCUGAAUGCACACACUGAGAAGAAGCCAUUUUCAUGUUCAGUCUGUGGAAAAUGUUGUAGUAAGAAAUCAAAUCUUGUGGAACAUCUUAGGAUACACACAGGCGAGAAGCCAUUUUCAUGUUCAGAAUGUGGAAAGUGUUUUAGCUGGAAAUCGGGUUUUCUUAAACAUCAGAGAACUCACAGAGGAGAGGAGCCAUUGUACAAAAUGUGACAGGACUGGAGCAUCAUUGUCAGACCUGCUGCCUAAGGCUUCACUCACAUCUUGGCAGCAGAUUUGGCAGGCUGUUCCAGCAGAGAGCAGUUACAGUUCUCUGCCGGAUCCCCAUUGACUGUAAUGAGGUCUGGAGGUGAUCUCACCACUUUCCGGCAUAAAUGCCAGGUCUUGGCUGGACAAAAAAUAUUGCAUGGAUUUGCAAUCUGUUAUUUUCUCUCUUUUGGAUAAGUUAUACUAUAUUAUUUAAUAUAUAGCAAUCUGCUCAGCUCCAUGCUGUCUGUGGAUUACAGAACACUGCAUGUUCAGUUGGUUGGCAGAGUGGUUCCAAAAUUAUUGCUCAUAACAUGUCACA